Rhipicephalus microplus (southern cattle tick) is the source of this 882-nucleotide messenger RNA. RefSeq names its product progestin and adipoQ receptor family member 3-like. Gene Ontology annotation, molecular function: signaling receptor activity. Lineage: Eukaryota; Metazoa; Arthropoda; Arachnida; Ixodida; Ixodidae. Gene Ontology annotation, cellular component: membrane. The record is from RefSeq and is a predicted model, not a curated record.
GCAAGCCGCGGGAGAUGCCACUUAAGCUAACGCGAUUCGAAGGUGCACCGGCUUUCCUGCGCCACAACCCGUUCAUCCGCCGUGGCUACCGGGUCCUCUACACCCCACGGCAGUGCCUGCGAAGCGUGUUCCAGUGGAACAACGAGACGCUCAACAUCUGGACUCACCUGGUCGGGAUCCUCUUCUUCGGCGGCGUGCUCGUGCGAGACGUACGGUACCGGCUCCCCGACGUCAAGGCGACGUUCGCCGACUCGGUCAUCGUGGUGGCCGUCGUGUGCGCGUACAUGACCACCCUGACUCUGUCCGUGCUGUACCACACGUUCAACUGCCACUCCAAGGAGGCCUACAGCAGGCUGCUGCAGUACGACCUGGCGGGCGUCGGCCUCGGUCUAAGCUCGACAGUCGCGUCGGGUGUCGUGAUGGCCUUCCGGGAGCACGCCUUCUUCAUGUGCCUGUACGUGAGCGUGGAGGCUCUUCUCCUAGCCGUCGUCGUCGCCAGGAAAGACCGCGACAACGCCCUGGUCCUCUGCAGCCUGGCCGCUUUCGGCCUGGUACCAACGUUCCACUGGCUCUACCUGGCCCCGCCCUGGAUGUGGUCGGUGCUGCCACGAGUGGCGCUCAUCUUCGUCUACGCGGCCGUCGCGUACCUCGUCCUGGCGGGACGCUUCCCGGAGCGGUUCUUGCCGGGCCGCUGCGACUACGUCGGGGCGAGCCACCAGAUAUGGCACGUUCUGGUGCUCUUCAUGACCUACUGGUGGCACGAGACGGCGUUCGAGCUCAUACGAUGCCGGAACGGCAUGUGCCGUACAUGAGGCGCCAUGCGGCUAUGGUGUCUUUCUUUUUUCCUUCUUUUUUUUUCCAGUUCAAACGUGCAUCGACACU